UGAAACCAUUUCUGCCUCUAAAACAAACCUGCAGCUUUAUUUCACCUGAGAACUCGUCAGCCAAUCACGCUUCAGUAAAUCAGUUUCUGCUGUUGCAAACCAACCCGGACAGAAAUGUUGCCGUUGCUGUUGCUGCUGGUUGCUUCCUCAGCCAGUCCUCAGGAAACGGAGAGGAACCACCAAUCUGAUGGACCCGUCUCCUUCCUGAAACCAGACCCAGCAGAUGAUGUUGCUAAAAUCAUGUCCAUCUCAACAGUCCGGCGUGUCCUGCCUCCAGCUCCGUUCAGACAGAAAAUCCCAGUUAACUCGACGCUCCCAGAGGUCGGUAAUACAGGCAAACUGCGAUGGGCAACAUGGAAUGGUUCCCUUCCUAAUGGAGCCGUUUCCAUUUACAACAGCUACACUGAUCGCAUCGACUUCAUCUGCAAAGUCGGAUGUCAUUCUGGUUUUUACAACCCCAGCAUGGGUUCCUUCUGCCACUACCCAAAUAAAAAGGAAGAGCAUCGUUCCUCCGGCUUUAAAGUCCUUGUGAAUGAAGAUAAUUUUGAGAUCCUGGAGUGGAAGGAAGGUUCUUAUGGUUCUGUUCCUCAGAAUGCAGUCAGAACCUGCUCCAGUGAGGAAAUGUAUGUAGGGAAGAACAAGUACGGGUUGGGGAAGGUUGUUGUGAAAGAUAAAUGCUUUUAUCUCCCCUGGAAGGGUAGUGAGUAUUGGUACCAGAAGAGCUAUGAGGUUCUGACCCGAAUGACGCCUGACAAAGAUCUCAUCUCUGAUGUCACUUAUCACACAGAUAGAGCUAAAAUUUUGAAAAAUCCUCCAAAAACCCUCCAAAGCUCUACUAUUAUCAACAGAGACCACAAUCCUUUGACCAAAACCGUUUCUCUGACUAAGACAACUAAAGAUCAGAGACGGUGGGACAUCAGCUCUUCUAUCAAAGUUUCUACAAAAACUACCAUCGAAUCAGGAAUUCCCUCCAUUGUGGAAGGGCGUGUUGAAGUCGGUGGAGAGAUCUCUUUUACAUUCUCAGGUGGACAUACCUGGACAGAAGAAAUCUCCCACUCUUUCAGAUUAGAGCUUACCAUACCACCAAACCACAGCUGCACAGUGAAGAUGGUUGGUUAUCAGUACAAAAUGGACAUUCCCUUCACCGCCCACCUGAGUCACAUGUAUGAAGACGGAGAGACCAGAUCAACUAUGAUCUCUGGAAAUUAUUACGGAGUCCAAGUUAUAGAAAUUAGGGCUGAGGUGGAAAAAUGCAUACCUUUGUCCAACUCCAAACGCUUUUCUAAAAUUAUGUAGAAUAUUAGAAAAGCGUUGAAUAGCUGCUAAUGUGUGUUAGCACAGCUUUACCAGCCAUUUGAUAUAGAGCUCCAGCUUCAUUUAUGCUUUUUAAUUCAUAUUUAUGCUUUUUAAUUCAUAUUCUUUCAGCUUGUCAUUAGUUGGUGUGCGAUGAUGAGUAUUUUUUGAGUUGAGUAUUUUUCUAGUCCAGGUGUUUUGGUUUAGUACAACCUGUACACUGAAUUGACUAUAGUUAAAGCUGAAAACGUGUCUUCCCCGGGUUUAUGAUGUGACAGAUAAAAGACGAGUCAGCAGUUAAAACUCAACCAAGCCUUAAUAAAAUGCAUCAGAUAAGUUUUGGUGAUCAGACAGAAGAAUGUAUCCAGUCAGACCUGGAAUCCAUUCUGAUUACAAUCAGUUAUCAGAUUUAAGCCGAACCUCCGGCUGCAAACAAACUGUCUGGAGCGACGCACCACCCGCUCACAACUAAUGACUUUCAGUUACUUUAACAGUUUGGGUUUUAUGAGCCAUACUUCCUAAACAGGAGCUGCUAUUUCUGAGAUUCUGCAGCUCCAGUUUAUCUCUGAUCCAGCAGAGAUAAACUGACAGAGCAGGAAUGUGACACAUAAUCCUCCAGAAACAGCAGAGCCUUUUCUGGCAGAUCCUCCUCACUUCAUUAACAUAAGCUUCAAUUUGACUAACAUUGUAAUAAAAGAAUCAGUGCAUUAUCAGCUAAGUGGAAUAAAUAUCUCCAUGAUGAAAUAAAAAAAAAAUACCAGAAAACUUUAAUGAACGGUAAAUUUCACAUCUACAAUUAUAAUCAUAUUUUGUUCAGUUAUAAUAUAGAUUUUCAGAUUGUUAAGAUCCUGGGAUGUUUUGGUGAUUUUAUUAUUCAUUCUAGUUUGAUUAUUAUUCCAUUAUUCACUGUUUAUAUUUUACUGUCUGUCGUUAA
Poeciliopsis prolifica (blackstripe livebearer) is the source of this 2227-nucleotide messenger RNA. Its product is annotated as natterin-3-like. The record is from RefSeq and is a predicted model, not a curated record. Lineage: Eukaryota; Metazoa; Chordata; Actinopteri; Cyprinodontiformes; Poeciliidae. The transcript is spliced from 4 exons. Bases 115 to 1296 code for a protein of 393 amino acids.